Molecule: messenger RNA, 2009 nt
Organism: Carya illinoinensis
Lineage: Eukaryota; Viridiplantae; Streptophyta; Magnoliopsida; Fagales; Juglandaceae
Product: allantoinase
Exons: 15
Coding region: 373-1908 (511 amino acids)
Biological process (GO): purine nucleobase catabolic process; allantoin catabolic process
Cellular component (GO): cytoplasm
Molecular function (GO): allantoinase activity; zinc ion binding; cobalt ion binding
Source: RefSeq, a predicted model, not a curated record
UUCCAAAUUUAAGCGUCCAAUUAGAAUCAGAGAAUAUAUAAAUCUCUGGCUCAACACGUAAGCAGGGCCUGGUAGCUCCCUGAAUUCAAGAAGAUUAUGCACUGCAAAAUCUAGUGCAUAAUCUGAGUAUCUAGUCGUAUCCCCAUCACGUCGAAAAACAAAUGGGUUCUGAAACCGGCUGUGAGGAGCCGAGGGAGUGCUGUGACAUGGAUUUUUUCCCCGGCGCGUGACGCAAAUAGUCAACUUUUACAGGUUCGUGAACCUCGAGGAGUCCCUCUCUCAAUUGGCUCGUUUUGUCUCCUUGAACCGGGCGUGCGUUUGCGAAUUUGUCUGUGCUCGUGUGGUAGCAGAGAAAAUGGAGUAUAUGCUACUAUGGAGGAUGUUACCUCUGCUCGCACUGGGCGCUUCUUUUUUGUUCCUGUUCUACGUCCAGAACUACUCUUCCAAGUUGCCUCACAAGGAAUGCAGCCUUCUUCCUUACCAGCGGUAUUGGAUAGCCAGCAAGCGUAUUGUGACACCACAAGGGGUCAUUUCUGGUGCAGUUUUCUUGAUAAAAUCUGUAAAUGGGCAGUUGAAAUAAAGGAAGGUAAGAUUGUUACCAUUGUUAAAGAGGAGGAUAGACAUUGGAAUUCCAAGGAGGGACAUGUAGUUGAUUAUGGAGAGGCUGUUGUCAUGCCUGGCCUGAUUGACAUGCAUGCACAUCUUGAUGAUCCUGGAAGAGCUGAUUGGGAAGGAUUUCCAUCGGGGACUAAAGCAGCCGCUGCAGGCGGUAUAACAACAUUAGUUGACAUGCCUCUGAAUAACUUUCCUUCAACCAUGUCUCAAGAGACAUUGAAACUCAAGAUUGAAGCAGCAAAGGAGAGGAUUUAUGUUGAUGUUGGUUUCUGGGGAGGUUUAGUUCCCGAAAAUGCAUUCAACUCAAGUUCUCUUGAGGGUCUCCUAAAUGCAGGUGCUCUUGGUUUGAAGUCCUUCAUGUGUCCUUCAGGGAUCAACGAUUUCCCCAUGACAAACAUCAAUCAUAUUAAGGAGGGACUGUCUGUACUGGCAAAAUACAGAAGACCAUUACUUGUACAUGCAGAGCUUCAACAAGAUUCUGAAAGCCACUUGGAGAUUAAAGAGGGUAGUGAUGAUCCUCGUUUGUACUCAACUUAUCUUAAGACUAGGCCACCUUCAUGGGAGGAGGCAGCUAUUAAGGAGCUUGUAACUGUCACAAAGGACACAAGGAAUGGUGGUCCCGCAGAAGGAGCUCAUCUUCACAUCGUUCACUUGUCUGAUUCAAGUUCUUCCUUAGAUCUUAUUAAGAAAGCAAAAAGUGGUGGUGACAGCAUAACUGUUGAGACUUGCCCCCAUUAUUUGGCUUUCUCAGCAGAAGAGAUUCAGGAUGGAGAUACUCGUUUUAAGUGUUCUCCACCCAUUCGUGAUUCAGCCAAUAAAGAAAAACUAUGGGAAGCUUUGUUGGAAGGACAUAUUGAUGUGCUAAGUUCUGAUCAUUCUCCGACACUGCCAGAACUCAAGCUGCUUGAUGAUGGUAACUUUUUGAAGGCCUGGGGUGGCAUAUCGUCUUUGCAGUUCAUUCUUCCUGUGACGUGGUCAUAUGGGCAGAAAUAUGGGGUAACUUUGGAACAGUUGGCUCUAUGGUGGAGUGAGAGGCCCGCCAAACUUGCUGGACUAGAACUAAAGGGUGCAAUUGCUGUGGGAAACCAUGCAGAUAUUGCCAUAUGGGAACCAGAAGUGGAGUUUGACCUCAAUGAUGGCUACACUGUAUACCUUAAGCAUCCUAGUAUCUCUGCCUACAUGGGAUCAAAACUAUCUGGAAGAACGCUGGCAACUUUUGUAAGGGGGAACCUUGUCUACAAAAAGGAGGAGCAUGCUCCUGCUGCCUGUGGUGUUCCCAUCCUUGCAAGAUAAAAAACUUAAUUUACUAUUUGGUCUUGUAACUGUCAAACUGAUUCUAAAUCUCGAUGGUUUGUUAAGUUUUCAUGUUUCUUCAAUUAUGGAUUUUCUGACAA